This is a messenger RNA of Acyrthosiphon pisum (pea aphid), 3102 nucleotides long. Its product is annotated as protein giant. NCBI's taxonomy places the organism in Eukaryota, Metazoa, Arthropoda, Insecta, Hemiptera, Aphididae. Gene Ontology annotation, cellular component: nucleus. Gene Ontology annotation, biological process: regulation of transcription by RNA polymerase II. Gene Ontology annotation, molecular function: DNA binding. The coding region runs from base 47 to 1651 and encodes 534 amino acids. The transcript has 6 exons. The record is from RefSeq and is a predicted model, not a curated record.
UUAAUAUAUAUUUUGUAUAGGAACUCCAAUUAGUCGUCUACCCAUCAUGGCCAAACGCGUGUUGGAUUUGUACACACUGUAUAAGUUAGUCGUCCAGAGGGGUGGCAUUGUCGCGGUCAUCACCAAGAAGUUGUGGCAAGAGAUCAUCCGAGGCCUGGGCCUACCUCCUUCUAUAACGAGUGCCGCAUUCACAUUACGCACACAAUACGUCAAAUACUUGUACGCCUACGAGUCGCGGAUGAACCAGUUCAGUACGUUGGACGAACUGAACAUGGCGAUAGCGGGCAACCGGCGCGAGGGCCGGCGAAACAAGUCGCUCAUGUAUUCGGACAUGCCACCGCCACCACCCGGACACCCACACCACAAUCAUCACAGCCAUCACCAACAAGUGCACGGUGGCCACCCGCACUCUAUGAUGGGCGGUGGCGCCCCGCCGCAGCCGUCGUCACAACAACAACAGCAACAGCAACAGCAGCAGCAGCAUCAGCAACAGCAACAGCCGCCGUCGUCCCAUCACCAUCACCAUUACGCCAACGUGCUGGCCGCCGAAGAUCGGUUUCGUCACCUUGCCGCCGCCAUCAUCGACAACCACCAUCACGCGGCCGCCGCUGCAGCCGCCGCCGCCGCGGCCGGCGUUGGUGUCGACCACCCCAGGCUACGGAUGCAAUCGUGCAGUCCACCGCAGCAUCAGCAACAACAAUUGCAACUGCAACCGGAAUGCAAGACGUCCGCGGUCGCGUUGCACCAGACGCCCCGAUCGCCGGCCACCAUCGGACUUCCACCGCCGCCACCCAUGCCACCGUCGUCGCUGUUCAACGGCCACCAGCCGUCGUCGUACCAACAACUCCAUCAACAGCAACAUCAGUCCAACACCGUCCAGUCCACCAACGAGCAGACAAACAAACAGAGAGAGCUCCUCAGCAUGCUAAUGUGGAUGGAUAUUGUCAGAGCGAAUCAAACCGCAAUGCCGAGACUACCUAUUUCGAGCCUGCCGUCCAGUCCAUCGGCCGCUGCAGCGGCGGCGGCGGCUGCUUAUACGGCGGCGGCUGCGCUUAACCUUACGCCCACGUACAAGGGACAGCCGAUGUCGGUGGUCGUUGUGCCAGAGCAGAGCGAAGCGUUGAACUUGGGCAAAAAGAGGACAUCGAACAACAACAACAGCGAGGACGAGGACGCAGACGGUGACGGUCCCGACGAGUAUGAUGGCGGACGCGAGUCCAUGUCAUCCGCGGCGAAGCGCAUCAAAACGGAACGGUCUUCGCCGCCCGUCAGUGGCUGUUCCAGCGAUGACGAAAAGGCCGUGGCAAAGGCCACGAGCAACGGCAGUCCGUCGCCGCCCCAACCGUCGGCCGCCGACGACGCCGCGUACAGGUCCGACGUGAGGCGUAGCUCGUCGCCGAUAGACGAGGACGUGGUCGAGAUGGACAUAAACACGUCGGCUACGGCUGGUCCGUCCAGUAACAAUAAUGGCUUGGCGAUUUCCGUGACGCGCAGAACGAAAAACGGAGUGUACAUUGGCCAACUCACCAAAAACAACGCAUUGGUCAACGGAGGAUUGAACAAUAACGUGAAUCCAUUCGUUUUGCACCUGAACGGCGAUCUAUACACCGGUCAAUUGAAGUUGCAACAGCAGCAGGUGGCCAAUAACUGAGUAUGCGAUGUUUCUCUCGCAUCGACUACCGGAGAAGUGCUCCGAUGCAAAAAUUAUAAAUUCGUCUGAUUUUUAUAUAAUAUUAUUAUCCUUAUAUAAAUAAUACACGUGUAAUAUAUGUAUCGUUUUAUUUUAAUGCAAUUUGGAUGUCGAAAUAAAGAGACACCAUGCCUAUACAGAUCAUAUAACGCUGUGUGGGUGCACUACAGCAUUCGACUAGAAAACGAAAAAUGUAUUAUUAUCUUCGCAAUUAGCUUUCGACUGAUUUUAUACUUGAAAAUGUCCCGUUGACUAAAAUAUAUCCAGCUGUAUCCAUGGCUGAUUUCAUAUAAUAUUAUAAUAUUAGGUUGGCCAGUAAGUAGUAGCCAACUGUGGUAUCUGCACACAGACCUCUUUUCUAUAAUAUUGUCAUAUUGUAAUAUAAUUCGUUUCUAGUUAGUCUUUCGUUCGAAAAAAUACUUUUCUUCCGCCAUGUUUUGUAUACGUAUUUGAGUUUGAGAUAAAUAGAAAGUUCGAUAUUUACAAAUUGUAUGAUUCAAUGUAAUAUAAAGAAAUUGAAAAAAAAAAUGUGAAGUAUCAGUGUAUAAUAUAUUAUAGUAGUGUAUAUAUUAUAUAUUAUAUACAGCACGUAUAGUGUAGUUAUUUUGAAGUUUUUUGUACGAUUUGUGUUUCAUCAGAAGUUUCUUCCUAUAGAUUGAUAAUAAUUGUAUUAUACGGUCUCGUCGGAUUGACGACUUUGUGUGUGUGUGUGUAUGUAAAAGUAUAAAUAUAUUGCGUAUAAAUAUAUUUAGAAUGUGUAAACCGAAAUCGGAAGGGUUCGUGGACUUGUGGACACUUUUUGUACAUAAAAAAUUCGAUUGUGAAAGUUUUUUUUCGUUGACUCAAUUUUGGUCAGCUGUAAGGUUUGUCUGUGACAGAAAUAAGACCUAAAAAAGAAAAAAACAUUUUAUAGAAUCGUAAAAUAGGAUUUCGCUGAAAAAUAAAUGAAAUUUCUGAGUCAUUCGAAUUUUCGAGAUUUUGUAUAUUAUACCUACAUAAUAUUAUGUAAUAUAUUAAGUUAUUCGGAACCAUGUACAUACUAUAAUAUAAUAAUGAUAUUACUAAAACUAUAAUAUUCGAAAUAAUUACGAUUUAUUAAAGUGUACCUUUAUAUUUACCAUUGAGUGGUUGUAACUUUAUAAUAUUAUAAUAGUUGAUCGAUUUUUCGUGUUUCUAGCUUAUUAUAUACAGUUUAAAGUAUAGAGUUAGCUCUUUUUCCUCAGUAUAUCUUACGAUGAAGUGUAACAUUAGUUUUGGAAAUUAUAAUAUUAACACAAUGGGGCGCGACGAAUACGUUUCAUAAUAUUAUGUAUAAUUUAUUAAAUAUAAACAAGUUUUUAGUUAAAUAUAAUAUAUAACAUAUUAUUUGUGCUUAAUGGAAAAUGAGAUCUCGUGUUUAAAUGAAUAAAAAU